AUGAAGGACAAGCGACCAGAUUGUGCUGAUGAUACAAACCGCCCUUCCACUUCUCAAGAACCAGCGGAUAUGUUCGAUGUUAGGAAAUCUCAGAAUAAAUAUAAGAAUGUUCACUUUGGUUAUUCUAUUCUACAACAGCUAGGGAAUCUGAGAAAUCAAGACAUUCUCUGUGAUGUGACAUUGAUCUGCGACUGGAAGCGGUUGAAUGCUCAUCGUGUUGUUCUCUCGGCGUGUUCUCCGUAUUUUAUGUCGAUGUUUACAUCAAAAAUGUCAGAAUGCUACUCGAGUCAGUUUGCUUCCAAGAGUUUUCGUCCAAGUUCUAUAAUAGAUGAUUCUAACGUGCAAGACAUUCUGCCUGCAGCAUGUCUUUUGCAACUACAUGAAGUACAAACUGCUUGUUGUGAAUACCUGAAAAAGCAGUUGGAUCCGUCGAAUUGUCUCGGAAUACGCGCGUUUGCUGACACUCAUUCAUGUAAAGAACUCUUGAGUUCGGCGGACGAAUUUGCUCUUAAAAAUUUUUCAAGCGUCAUUGGCAAAGAAGAAUUCCUUCUUCUAUCAGUGGAAAGUCUAACAACAAUCAUCAAAAGUGACAGGCUGAAUGCGGCGUCCGAGGAGCUCGUUUUUUCUGCAUUGAUCAAAUGGAUUAGGCAUGAUAUUUCUGCAAGGAAAGCACAUCUGUCCAUGCUUCUUUCUCAUGUCCGACUACCACUCUGCACUCCCAAGUUCCUGGUUAGCGUUGUCAGCGAGGAAAUUCUGGUCAAGUCAGAUCCAGCUAGCCGAGAUUUAGUUGAUGAAGCCAAAAACUAUCUCCUACUACCGGUCGAACGGCCUAAUAUGCAAGGUCCCCGCACAAAACCUAGACAGCCUCUGCAGGUGGCCGAAAUGCUGUACGCCGUUGGUGGAUGGUGUAGUGGUGAUGCGAUUGCCUCGAUUGAACGAAUGGAUCCAAUUAAAGGUGGAACUUUCUGGAAAUGUGUGGCUCCAAUGGGAAAACGAAGAUGUGGAGUUGGUGUCGCUGUGCUUGAAAAUCUUCUUUAUGCUGUUGGAGGACAUGAUGGACAGUCCUAUUUGAACAGCAUCGAGCGAUACGAUCCCAUGACCAAUCAGUGGAGUAGCGACGUUGCUCCAACAGCUACUUGUAGAACAAGUGUCGGAGUUGCUGCUUUCAAUGGAUCACUGUAUGCUGUUGGUGGCCAGGAUGGAGAAAGUUGCCUUGAUGUAGUAGAGAAAUAUGACCCUAGGAAAAAUGAAUGGACGAAAGUUGCGAGUAUGGGAACUCGAAGAUUGGGCGUCUCUGUAUCAGUGCUCAAUGGGUGUCUUUAUGCUGUCGGCGGAUCUAAUGGACCAUCUCCUUUGAACACGGUUGAAAGAUAUGAUCCUCGUGUUGACAGCUGGGAAGAAGUCCGACCGAUGCUCACGAAGAGGAAACAUCUUGGUACUGCAGUUUACGAUGGAUAUAUGUAUGCAGUUGGUGGAAGAGAUGCGUCGACGGAAUUAAACACCGUGGAAAAAUAUAAUGCAGAAAGAGAUGAAUGGCAACCGGUUGUUGCUAUGAGCAAUAGGAGAAGUGGUGUUGGUGUGGCAGUUGUCGGAGAUAAACUUUAUGCAGUUGGUGGAUUCGAUGGACAAACCUAUUUGAAAUCAGUUGAAGUUUUUGAUAAAGAAACGAAUCGAUGGAAAAUGCACUCUCAGAUGGCUUACAGGCGACUAGGUGGAGGUGUUGGAGUUGUCAGAAUGACCGAUAUUCCUGCUUAUUAUGAGGAUUCAACGAUGAGCCGCGUUUCAAAACGACGAGACUGA
This is a messenger RNA of Caenorhabditis briggsae, 1800 nucleotides long. NCBI's taxonomy places the organism in Eukaryota, Metazoa, Nematoda, Chromadorea, Rhabditida, Rhabditidae. Gene Ontology annotation, molecular function: protein binding. The coding region runs from base 1 to 1800 and encodes 599 amino acids. The transcript is spliced from 5 exons. The record is from RefSeq and is a predicted model, not a curated record.